Aspergillus luchuensis is the source of this 2322-nucleotide messenger RNA. RefSeq lists its product as uncharacterized. The record is from RefSeq and is a predicted model, not a curated record. The transcript is spliced from 5 exons. Lineage: Eukaryota; Fungi; Ascomycota; Eurotiomycetes; Eurotiales; Aspergillaceae. The coding region runs from base 1 to 2322 and encodes 773 amino acids.
AUGACCGGCAUGGUUCAGACUGACCUAGCUCAUCCACCUGCACCAAAGUACAAGGACGAGCCAGUGGAAGAUCCUCAUCGCCAUCCCGGCCCGCAACCGCCUCAUCUUCACCAUCCUCGACCAACUCUUCUGGUCCAGCCACAGAAACAACCAGAAUCACCACAUCAGCCUUCAACUACCCUACCAUCUGGUUCAUACGCACAUCACGCCUUAGGCAACGGAGUCAUACAUCUUCAGCACUCCUACGGCCCGCCAUCAGAGCAUUCGUACUAUUCAUCUCAUUCCUCGUAUAGUACCGCAAGCGCACCCAGUCAGUACUCAUCAAGUGGACCGCCAGAAAUGAUGGCUACAGCAACGCAAAUGCAGCGGCCGUAUCCUCCAAUUUAUCACACGCCCCAAUCCAGCUCGCCUGCUUCAGUAGCUUCCCAAACACAGGAACAGCAUAAUCGCGGCAUAUAUACACAGUCGCCCCAAAUGACCUCGCAAAUGUAUGGUUAUCCGCCAUACUCACCCAUGAAUCCUGUACAGCCUCCACCCUAUGGACCGAAUACAUCUCCCCAACAGCAUCCUCUUACGACACAGCCACUAAUGGUGCCCCAUCCGACAAGCACUGCGCAGUUACCGCAUCACCCGGCUCAGGCUCCAACAGGGAACUUGUCAAGUAGUCCAAACUCAGCUGCGGCACAACAGCCAACGCCCCCUCAGAGAACGAUGCUAAACCCCCCUCACUCAGCAGCUAGUGGUGCACCUUUGUCAGCCAGUGCUGUUCACCAUCAAAACUCUAAUGUCGGGGCCAGCUCUAGUGCGGCACCAGGACCAAUCCCUGCCACAACCCCCCUGGUUGUCCGACAAGAUAGCAAUGGUGUCCAGUGGAUCGCGUUUGAGUACUCCCGGGAUCGUGUAAAGAUGGAGUAUACAAUCCGCUGCGACGUUGAGUCGGUUAAUGUGGAUAAUUUAAGCCAGGAGUUCAAGACUGAGAACUGCGUUUACCCUCGAGCCUGCUGCAGCAAGGACCAGUACAGAGGCAAUCGACUGGUCUACGAAACUGAAUGUAAUGCUGUUGGAUGGGCCUUGGCGGAGCUGAACCCGGCACUGAGAGGCAAGCGUGGGCUGAUUCAGCGGGCAGUGGAUAGCUGGAGGAAUAGCAACCAGGACCCUCGACUUCGAAGCCGGCGUGUGAGGAGAAUGGCCAAGAUUAACAAGCGGCAGGGGAUGCCUGUGCCUCCGCCUCACAUGGCGUCCUCCACCCCUGUUGGCCCUGGGGUGCCAAGUGCUAGUAUGCCCGCCCCCGGUCCUCGUCCCAGCCUGGGGCCAUUGCCCAUGGGCCCCCCUCAGCUACAUCACCACCAUGCCCAGCCAGAUGGAAGUGCAGGCCACGAAGAAGCUAGCGGUACCACUGACUAUACGAACGGUACCAGUCGUCCACCUGUCUCGGAUGGUCUGCAACCCGGACCAUCACCAACGGACAUCCGCACCGCGCAGGUGUUCCAUGGCUAUCCUUCCUAUCCGACCCCCGCGACGGCCUCAGGGGGACCAAGGGGUCCCUCGAUACCACCACUACUCCGAGAUAGUGGCCUCGGGUCUCUCGGGCGCCACCCGACCAUUGCGACCUCCUCGAACCGGAUCGAAGAAGUGGACGAUGACGAUGACGAGCGCAACCCAAGCAGCGAUGCGCUCUUUGGCACACUGCCCGAGGGCAAACGCCGCAAGUUCAUCCUCGUGGACGAUAACCAGCGGGGUUGUCGCGUGCGAGUCAAGGUCAUGCUGGACCAGGUUGAUAUGGACGAGCUUCCAGACUCCUACAGGAUGUCUAAUGCGGUAUACCCCCGGACAUACUUUCCUGUUCAGAUGAGGGACCCGGGUCGAGUCGUCCCUGGGAAUCGAUAUAUUAAGGACCACGUUGGGGUGGAUGAGGAAGAUGCCGAUGAUGAUGACAGCCCGACCGUUGGAAGGAUCAUGGUUCCUGCACCACAAAUUGAUGGUGAGGGAGAGAUCGCGGUUCCCCGGCUGUCCCGAGGACGACGGAGAAGAGAGGUACUCUUGAAUGACCUCGGCUAUCGAAUGAGUUGGAGUCAAAGUCGAGUGUUUGCCGGGCGAAUGCUGUUCCUGCAGCGAUCUCUUGACGCGUACCGAAAUAAGAUGCGCAGCACGAUGCUGGCGGCCGGCCAGGAACCGACAUCCAUUCCCCGGCAUUUCGAGACGCGGGCGGGCAAACGACGAUUCCUCGAGCGUAAGCGACGGGCGGCGGGGGGCCCGACUCGGGGUGCCGGUGCUCAUGGGGUGUCUGCCUCGCAGCGCAGUGCUGAAGAGGUCGAGGCUUGA